This is a messenger RNA of Aureobasidium subglaciale EXF-2481, 1538 nucleotides long. RefSeq lists its product as uncharacterized. The record is from RefSeq and is a predicted model, not a curated record. The transcript is spliced from 2 exons. Gene Ontology annotation, molecular function: oxidoreductase activity. Bases 134 to 1222 code for a protein of 362 amino acids. NCBI's taxonomy places the organism in Eukaryota, Fungi, Ascomycota, Dothideomycetes, Dothideales, Saccotheciaceae.
UCUCAAUGACGCCCCGCAAUAACCGCAUGAACCGGGGCAAAGGAGCCUCUUGCUAUUGAUUUGUAACCACUACAAGAUAAGUCGAGCAGCCUUAGGCUCAUCGUCCUUUUGUCUGUGAACCUCCAUCUCCAGAAUGCCGACCGCUAUCACGAUCCGCAAGGUUGACGGCAAGCCCGGUCAAGUGUACUACCCUCUAGAGAAGAUCAAUGUUCCCGAAAGCACACCCAAGGACAAGCAAGUCGUCGUGAAGAUUACCGCCGCCGCACUGAACCACCGAGACCACUUCAUUCGCCAGCAUCUUUACCCUGGCACCACGUUCGGCGUACCGCUCCUCGCAGAUGGCUCUGGUAUCGUGACAUCGACAGGCUCGUCUCCCGAAGCAAAGAAAUGGCUGAACAAGCGCGUUAUACUCAACCCCGGCACUGGGUGGAAAGAUGACCCAGAUGGUCCCGAGGAUCCCAAGGGCUACUCUAUACUUGGAGGAACGAAGCUCAAUCCGCUUGGCACUUUGACUGAGAGUCUCGUCAUUGACGCCUCCGAGUUGGAAGAAGCCCCCAAGCAUCUCUCGAACGCUGAAGCUGCUGCGUUCCCUCUGACUGGUCUUACUGCUUGGAGAGCGACUGUGACGAAGAGUGGAAACUGCAAGCCUGGUCGUAACAUCCUCAUCACUGGUAUCGGUGGUGGUGUGGCGUUGAUGGCUCUGCUCUUUGCAAACGCUGCUGGUGCCAAUGUCUUCGUGACUAGUGGAAGUCAAGAAAAGUUGGACAAGGCAAAGAAGCUUGGUGCUGCCGGCGGCGCUAUCUACAAAGAGGAAGGAUGGGAGAAGAAAUUGCUUGAACAGCUACCGAAAGACAGAAAGUUCCUCGAUGCUGUCAUUGACGGUGCUGGUGGUGACAUCGUCCAGAAGACUUUCAAGAUCUUGAAGCCUGGCGGUGUCAUUGUCUCUUAUGGCAUGACAGUAGGCCCACAAAUGCCCUUCACAAUGGCCGCUGUACUUAAGAACAUCGAUCUUCGUGGCUCCACAAUGGGCUCGAGGAAAGAGUUUACCGAUAUGGUCAAUUUUGUUUCAUCCAAGAACAUCCGACCAAUUGUCUCGAGAACAGUUACUGGAAUUGACGACCUUGAGGGUAUCAACGGACUCUUCGAGGACAUCAAGAAUGCUAGCCAAUUUGGCAAGCUGGUCAUUGAGCUCGAGAAGGGUUCCGAAGCUAGCAAGCUGUAGAGAAGCCAAUUUCAUGAUUUACGAAUUGUCGUCCGCCACGACGUUCUUGACCCUUAUGGCAAGGCCUCAUGGUGCUAGACUGCUGUCCAAUGCAGCCCUGCAACACAGAGGAUCCUGUAGUGGUCCCAAGCAACGUUUCACAUUAAUUGGGGUUGUGGUCUAGUGGUAUGACAUCUUCUUAGCAUUGUUCUUUGAACAUGACUGAGUGGAGAAGGUUCUGGGUUCGAUUCCCAGCUACUCCAGUUUUUGCCCGGUUGAGGUCGUGUAGCAUGAGGCUUUUGCUCGAUAAAUCAAAAUUUUGUUCAAUGCACCUACU